GUCUACUUUAAAACUCGCUUGUCAACUGAUAACCAACUGAUUAAGAAGUAUAGAGCAAGACAUAGAGGAACAAAUGAAAAUAUUUCUCUCACUAGUUUAGGAACUAGUAAUGGAGCAACAACAUUCACGUUUAACAUUAGAUUGGGUAGCAGAAUUAAUUACCGCCGAUGAACCUGAUGUGGAAAUUAAAAAUCUCGACGAAGAACCAGGUUCAGGACGCGGUGAUAAUUAUACAUCGAUGCUUUAUCGUGUUCGCGCUAAAGGACGUAAACAAUUAAAAAAAGGAGAAUGGAUACCAUGGCAGAGGGCAAUGAUUUAUAAAGUUCUACCACAAUCAAAAGCACGACGUGAAGCAUAUAAAAGUGAAUUGUUAUUUCGUAAUGAGGUGGUUUUUUAUAAAUACGUGUGGCCCACAUUGAAUAAACUUCAAGAAAAUGGAAAAAUUGUUUUUCAAGGAGUUGCCAAAGUCCUUGCGGCAAGACCCGAUUUUAUUGCCAUGGAGGAUCUUAAAGACAGGGGAUUUCGAAUGGCUGACAGAAGAACUGGUCUUCAACUUGAACGUCUCAAAAUUGUCCUUAAAGCUCUAGCAGGAUUCCAUGCUCUCAGUCUAACACUCAAGGAACAAAGGCCAGACGUUUUUGAGAGAUUAUCAAAUCCUGAUGAGGGCCAAGGAAUACAAGAAGUUCUUUUUCGUUUAGAAAAUGAGGAUUGGUAUCGUCAAUAUUAUCGAAUGGCUACUAAUAAUGCAAUAAGAAUGGUAUCAGAUGGCUUGCCUGAAAAUUUGGAACAUCGACGAGAAGAAGCAAUGGAGAAAUUUCAUGAUUUUUUGAGUGAAGACACAUUUUUCCGUACAAUGUGUAAAUUGACCGCCGCCCAAGGACCACUCUCAGUUUUUUGCCAUGGCGAUUGUUGGACCAAUAAUUUCCUCUUCCGCGACAGCAGUGUUGCUACAACUGAAACACAGGAAGUUUAUUUAGUUGACUUUCAACAAGCACGAGUCGGUUCCCUUGCUCUCGAUUUGGUAAAUCUUUUAUAUUGUUGCUCAAGUAGCGAAAUUAGAAAAAAUCAUAAAACUGAAUUGUUACGACAUUAUCAUAAUAAUUUAAUGUCUGCAUUGCAUACAUUAAAUCCCCAAGGUCCAGAGAGAGAUGAAACAGUCAUGUGGGAACUAUUAAAUGAAGAAUUACGAAGAUGUGGACGAUUUGGAUUAGGUUUAGCGGUGGAUAUUCUUCCAAUUAGCACGUGUGAAAGUGAUCAAGCUCCCGAUUUAUACGAAGGCGGAGAGGAAAAUAAAGAAGUUCGUGUUGCUUUUGCUGUUCCACCGGGAGGUGCUGAGUGUUCACGAUUAAUGACCGAACUUGUCCUAGAAUUAAUAGAUAAUCAUGCACUUUAGAUGAAAAAUAGAAAAAUAAUUUCCUAGAAUCUUCCUUAAUUUAAUUAAUGAAAAAUAUUUUGAAAUUAGAAGAAUAUCAAAACAAAAUUUUCAAUUAACACAAAUACCUAUUUUAUCUAAUUAUAGAUAUAUAAUAUAUAUAUAAUGACAAUCUAUAGCUUAUACACAAUAUACUGUAUAUUUUACAUGAUCGUAAGUCAAUUACAAUUACGACGAAUUAUGCUGUAAAUAGAAAUUUCAGAAUACAUUACGAAAAAUCGAGACAGUAAAAAAAGUAAUCCCUGAAGACGAAAAAUUUCAUUUCUUCGUGAAUUAUUUAUAAAUGCACUUUUUAUAUUAGAUGCACUGUAAAUUAAAAAAAAAAAAAAAAGUGGAAAAAAUUUAUCUAACGUUAUUAUCUUGAAGUGCUUUCUUCUACUUUCACACGACAUUCAAUUGAAUUACAAUUGCACGCAGUUCAUUCUCAUCAAAAACAAAAAAAAAAGAUAAUCCUAUUCUUAAAAUUUUAUUAUACAAAUAAAACAAACUGCUUUCUUUUCUUUUUUGUUCAAUGAUAAUUUUCAUUCUUCUCAGGUAGAAAAUUUGAUAUAAAUGACAACUGUCAAAAAUUCUUAAUUCUAAAUUAAUAUAGAAAUCUGUUUUUUGCCUCUAUUCCCCACUCAUGUUGCCUAUUGUUUUUUUUCUGUCAACAAGAAAUUAAAUCAAAAUACCAAUUAAUUAUUAUUGGUCAAGUGUACAAUUAAAAACAAAACAAAAAAAUUAAAAAAAAAAAAAAAAAAACAAUAA
Molecule: messenger RNA, 2179 nt
Organism: Leptopilina boulardi
Lineage: Eukaryota; Metazoa; Arthropoda; Insecta; Hymenoptera; Figitidae
Exons: 4
Coding region: 110-1393 (427 amino acids)
Source: RefSeq, a predicted model, not a curated record